Molecule: messenger RNA, 2704 nt
Organism: Sciurus carolinensis (gray squirrel)
Lineage: Eukaryota; Metazoa; Chordata; Mammalia; Rodentia; Sciuridae
Gene: Camk2b
Product: calcium/calmodulin dependent protein kinase II beta
Exons: 25
Coding region: 504-2504 (666 amino acids)
Biological process (GO): protein phosphorylation
Cellular component (GO): cytoplasm; neuron projection
Molecular function (GO): calmodulin binding; ATP binding; calcium/calmodulin-dependent protein kinase activity
Source: RefSeq, a predicted model, not a curated record
CGCGGUUCGAGUGCAGGGUGAGGCGCGCGUGCGGGCGCAGGCGCGGGCGCGAGUGCAGGUACAGGGUGAGAGUGCGGUGCGUGUGCGGGUGCAGGAGCUGGGUGAGUAGGGUGCUUACAGAAGGCAACCGACCCUGCGGGCGCUGUGGCUGUGACAGCGGCGUCCGCGCCUCCUCGCGCGUAGGUGUGCGGCGCGCUCCUGGCGGGGACCGAGCGAGCAGAUCUCGCGUGCGCUCGCCGCGCGGCGCAGCCCAGCCCGGCCCCCGCCCGGCGCCGCGAGCCGAGGUGUCUCCCGCGCCCGCGCCCGUGUCGCCGCCGUGCCCGCGAGCGGGAGACGGAGUCGCCGCCGCCCGAGCGCAGCCGAGCGCACGCCGAGCCCGUCCGCCGCCGCCAUGGCCACCACGGUGACCUGCACCCGCUUCACCGACGAGUACCAGCUCUACGAGGAUAUUGGCAAGGGGGCUUUCUCUGUGGUUCGACGCUGUGUCAAGCUCUGCACCGGCCAUGAAUAUGCAGCCAAGAUCAUCAACACCAAGAAGCUGUCAGCCAGAGGCACCGCUGCCCUGGAGAAAGACACAUACAUAUUUGCAUGUCUGGCCUCCAUCCCUACACUACGUCAUGCUCGCUCCAGUGCAACUGACCAGAGAUGACUCGGCCAGGUCAGAUCACCAGAAGCUGGAGAGAGAGGCUCGGAUCUGCCGCCUUCUGAAGCAUUCCAACAUUGUGCGUCUCCAUGACAGCAUCUCCGAGGAGGGUUUCCACUACCUGGUCUUCGAUCUGGUCACUGGUGGGGAGCUCUUUGAAGACAUUGUGGCGAGAGAGUACUACAGUGAGGCUGAUGCCAGUCACUGCAUCCAGCAGAUCCUGGAGGCCGUUCUCCAUUGUCACCAAAUGGGGGUUGUCCACAGAGACCUCAAGCCUGAGAACCUGCUCCUGGCCAGCAAGUGCAAGGGGGCUGCAGUGAAGUUGGCGGACUUCGGCCUGGCCAUCGAGGUGCAGGGCGACCAGCAAGCGUGGUUUGGUUUUGCUGGCACGCCAGGCUACCUAUCUCCUGAGGUCCUUCGGAAGGAGGCGUAUGGCAAGCCUGUGGACAUCUGGGCGUGUGGAGUGAUCCUGUACAUACUGCUGGUGGGCUACCCGCCCUUCUGGGAUGAGGACCAGCAUAAGCUGUACCAGCAGAUCAAGGCUGGGGCCUAUGACUUCCCAUCCCCCGAGUGGGACACUGUCACUCCUGAAGCCAAAAACCUCAUCAACCAGAUGUUGACAAUUAACCCUGCCAAGCGCAUCACAGCCCAUGAGGCCCUGAAGCACCCAUGGGUCUGCCAACGUUCCACGGUGGCCUCCAUGAUGCACAGACAGGAGACCGUGGAGUGUCUGAAGAAGUUCAAUGCCAGGAGGAAGCUCAAGGGGGCCAUUCUCACCACCAUGCUGGCCACAAGGAAUUUCUCAGUGGGCAGACAGACCACCGCUCCGGCCACAAUGUCCACCGCGGCCUCCGGCACCACCAUGGGGCUGGUGGAACAAGCCAAGAGUUUACUCAACAAGAAGGCAGAUGGAGUCAAGCCCCAGACAAACAGCACCAAAAACAGUUCGGCCAUCACCAGCCCCAAAGGGACCCUCCCUCCUGCUGCCCUGGAGCCUCAAACCACCGUUAUCCAUAACCCAGUGGACGGGAUUAAGGAAUCUUCUGACAGCACCAACACAACCAUAGAGGAUGAAGAUGCUAAAGCUCCCAGGGUCUCUGAUGUCCUGAGUUCGGUGAGGAGAGGCUCGGGAGCCCCAGAAGCUGAGGGGCCCCUGCUCUGCCCAUCUUCAACUCCCAUUAGCCCCCUGCCAGCCCCAUCCCCCAGGAUCUCUGACAUCCUGAACUCGGUGAGAAGGGGCUCAGGAACCCCAGAAGCCGAGGGGCCCCUAUCAGCAGGGCCUUCACCCUGCUUGUCUCCAGGUCUUCUAGGCCCACUGCCCGCCCCGUCCCCCAGGAUCUCUGACAUCCUCAACUCGGUGAGGAGGGGCUCAGGGACCCCAGAAGCUGAGGGCUCCCCGUCAGUGGGCCCCCCACCUUGCCCAUCUCCGACUCUCCCUGGCCCCCUGCCCACCCCAUCCCGGAAGCAGGAGAUUAUCAAGACCACAGAGCAGCUCAUUGAGGCCGUCAACAACGGUGACUUUGAAGCCUAUGCGAAAAUCUGUGACCCAGGCCUGACCUCAUUUGAGCCUGAAGCUCUGGGCAACCUGGUCGAAGGGAUGGACUUCCACAGAUUCUACUUUGAGAACCUGCUGGCCAAGAACAGCAAGCCGAUUCACACGACCAUCCUGAACCCACACGUGCACGUCAUUGGAGAGGACGCAGCCUGCAUCGCCUACAUUCGCCUCACGCAGUACAUCGAUGGGCAGGGCCGGCCCCGUACCAGCCAGUCCGAAGAGACACGUGUGUGGCACCGCCGUGAUGGCAAGUGGCAGAAUGUGCACUUCCACUGCUCGGGCGCGCCUGUGGCCCCACUGCAGUGAGAGCUGUGCCUGUUUCACCGGACAGAGUUGGUGUUUGGAGCCCGGCCGCCCUCGGGCGCACGGCCUGCCUGUCGCAUGUUUGUGUCUGCCUCGCCCCCUCCCCUGGUGCCUGUGUCUGCAGAAAACAAGACCAGACGUGAUUUGUUUUUAAAAAUAAGAUGACGACAACGACAACCACACACACAAAAAUUGACAUCGGA